AUGGUAUCGUUCUAUGUAACAAUGACAUAUGACUAUAAAGCUGCUGAGAAACAGCUUGUGAAAGAUUGCCCACACUUCCUGCCAUUGGCUAUUUCAUAUCAGUUCUUGUAUAUUCAUGAUCUCGUCCAAGUACGUACACUACUGUUCGCUUUAUUAUUUUUCGCUACCUUCAUCGUAUCUACUUUUGCUUCACUUCUAUUAUUCUGUCUAAUACAGUUUAUGGGCAAGACACAACACUUCUCAAAAGCCACUAAGAAAAUGUAUAUACGUCUAUUGAUCAAUCUGUCGUGUACAAUCUUAAUCCCAGUUGUCUUACAUGCCGUACCAACAGUAGUAUUAGAAUCUUUGAUGCUCUUCCAAUUACAAGCAAGUUUAUGGAUUUCGACAGCGAUGUGGUCUAUUGGUUCCUCUCACGCACUGAUAAACUGUGUAGCGUUCAUUGGCUUGAACGAAUUCUACCUGAAGAAGUUUAAAACAGAUAUUCGAUUCUGCUUGAAUCCGAUCGUGACAAAGGUGGCUCCAAGCUCGCAAGCUCUGACUGGAAUCUCUCUUAUCAAUGAACAGCUGGAGAGAUGCUCCAAUCGAAAUUUGAAUAACAAAGAUCUCGGAUGCUCAAGUUUAGUUUCUGUCAAAGAUGAUACCAAUUACGGGACUUUUGCUUCGAAGCCUGUUAUUGGAAUAGUUGAAAUUAGAUUUGAUUCUCUGCAUGAAAAGGAGUUACCGCAACAGUGGGUUCACUUACAACCAGAAAGGAAAUAG
Auanema sp. JU1783 is the source of this 759-nucleotide messenger RNA. Lineage: Eukaryota; Metazoa; Nematoda; Chromadorea; Rhabditida; Rhabditidae. The record is from the annotation of a GenBank genome assembly.